Aspergillus lentulus is the source of this 576-nucleotide messenger RNA. RefSeq lists its product as uncharacterized. NCBI's taxonomy places the organism in Eukaryota, Fungi, Ascomycota, Eurotiomycetes, Eurotiales, Aspergillaceae. The record is from RefSeq and is a predicted model, not a curated record. Gene Ontology annotation, biological process: protein transport.
AUGGCGACCUCCGAAUCCUCCUCCGUCGUAUCCGACGCCCUAAACGACUUCUUCGGUCAACUCUACACCUUCGUCGAAACAAUCUUCAAACGCUUCUUCAAGAAUCUCUAUAAAUCUUUCGUCGAAAUGAGCGCCAAGCGCUGGACGAAAAUCAUCGUCUCCGUCGUCGUUUACAUCCUCCUCCGUCCUUACAUCGAAGCCUGGUUCCGCAAAAUGGCCGAAAAAGACCGCAAGAAGCAAUUGGAGAAGGAAAAGGCAGAGCGAGAAGCCAAGAGAAAGAACAAGGCCAAGAUGUCCGCUAAUGCACUGCGUGGUGGCGCCACCGGUGGCGGCAAAGUGCUAGGCGAGGUUGAGAAUACGGACGAUGAGAUUGAGAGCGACGAGGACUUUGCUACCGCCAGUGGUGUGCCGGAGUGGGGGAAGAACGCAAGGAAGCGCCAGAAGAAGUAUAUGAAGGAACUGCAACGGGAAGCGGAGCAGCGGACGGAGAAGUUGUCGGAGGAGCAGCUCAUGGAAUUGCUUGAUUGGAGUGAAUCGGAGGAUGAGAAGAAGCAGGAGGAGAAAAAAGAGGAUUGA